Quercus lobata is the source of this 1512-nucleotide messenger RNA. RefSeq lists its product as uncharacterized. NCBI's taxonomy places the organism in Eukaryota, Viridiplantae, Streptophyta, Magnoliopsida, Fagales, Fagaceae. The transcript has 7 exons. The coding region runs from base 117 to 1358 and encodes 413 amino acids. The record is from RefSeq and is a predicted model, not a curated record.
AAGGAUGAACAAAUGCACGUUUAAGUAUUACAAAGGGGACAACCAAAGACAGCUAUUACAUCUCACGUUUAAAUAUUGCAAACCCGCCACUUGAUUCAAAUGUUAGCUAGUCACUCAUGGCUCCGCCUUGUGGAAACGGGAGGAGGUGGUCAAGGGCAAUAAAGAUGACCUUUUACUUGUUCUUUCUCAUACCAAUAUUAUCAGCUGGAAAUAGAAACGCUAACACCAUAUUUGGUAAAAAACAAAAACUGGAGGUUCAGCAGCAUUUGAAGCGCCUUAACAAGCCCGCUCUUAAAUCCAUCAAGAGCCCGGAUGGAGAUAUAAUCGACUGCAUAGAUAUCAACAAGCAACCAGCUUUUGAUCAUCCUUUGUUAAAAAAUCACACAAUUCAGAUGAGACCAAGUUCUUAUCCAAAAGGGUUUUCAUUUGAUGAAAUCAAUGACGUCUCUUCAAACUCCGAGCCCGAAUUUGCUCAGCCAUGGCACUUGAAUGGAAGGUGCCCAGAAGGAACUAUUCCCAUAAGAAGAACUAAAGAAGAAGAUUUAUUAAGGGCAGGCUCUGUAGCAAAUUUUGGAAGGAAAAAAUACCAUACCAUCCCUAAUGCUCAGUCAUCUCGACCUCCCCAUGAGCAUGCAAUUCUUAGUGAGAAUGGAGUUAAGUUUUAUGGAUUGACGGCAGACAUGAACCUGUGGAACCCCUAUGUCCAGGAAGCAAAUGAGUUUAGCUUAUCUCAAUUCUGGUUGGUAAAUGGUGCAUAUGAAACAGAUCUUGAUACCAUUGAAGCCGGCGCGACGGUUAACGAAAAGCUAUAUGGAGAUAAAAACACUAGACUCUUCCUAUAUUGGACAGAUGAUGCAUAUCAAAGCACAGGUUGCUACAAUUUGUUGUGCCCUGGCUUUGUUCAAGUUGACAAACAGAUUGCGAUGGGUGCAACUGUCACCCCUUAUUCCAAGUAUAAUGGUAACCAAUAUGCACUCAAGUUCUAUGUUUCAAAGGACAUUAAUGGAGGGGGAAACUGGUGGAUGAAUAUUAACAACAGAGUCUUUGGAUAUUGGCCAUCUUCCAUAUUCUCGAUCCUAUCUAAUGGUGCUGCAAGAGUUGAUUGGGGAGGAGAGGUCCUAAAUUAUAAUUCAGGAGGGCAGCACACCACAACACAAAUGGGCAGUGGCCAUUUCGCAGACGAAGGGUCUGGCAAGGCUAGUUUCUUCAAAAAUCUCCAAGUCAUUGAUGCUUUACAAAUUCUCAGGGGUCCCCGGAACGCUACGACAUUCAUGACAAAACCUGAAUGCUAUAAUAUCAUAAAUUAUGGAGGCCUCUUUUAUUUUGGUGGUCCGGGUAGAAACCCCAAAUGUCCAUGAUCAUUUAGAUUAUCGUUUCAAAAUAAAGAAGAAAGAGGGAAAUAUAAUAAGAGGGGAAUUAUUUUCUUCUCCUUUCCAUGUCACACCAACUGUACCUACAAGCCAUAUGUCAUAUAAAACUCUCUGAUUCAUUAAUAUAUAAAAAGUUAUUCUA